GUUCCACAGCAGCGGAUUAAGUGGCCCCCAGCCAGCAAACGGAGUGAGUGGCUGCAGUUUGACCAGGACGUGUCCAGCAUCAUCCAAGCAACAGCUAAAGGAGACGUUGACAGUCGUCUUAACACAAUGACCACCAUCAUAGUCAGCUAUGCCUCAGAGAGAUUUGGACAGAUGGAAAAGGGAAGCACCAAGACCACCUUGUACACCAUGAACUGUAGGGCCACCAAAUUACACCAACUGCGUCAAGAGCUCCGAACCCUCAAGAAGCAGUACAAGAAAUCUACUGACGAGGAGAAGCAGGCAUUGGCAGAACUGAAAAACAUCCUGCGGAAGAAGUUGAUGACCCUUCGCAGAGCAGAGUGGCACAGGAGGCGGGGAAAAGAGAGGGCUAGAAAGCGAGCAGCGUUCAUUGCCAACCCCUUUGGCUUUACGAAGCGACUGCUUGGGGACAAGCGCAGCGGCCGUCUCGAGUGCUCUACAGAGGAAGUGAAUCGCUUCCUCCAGGACUCCUUAAGCGACCCAAUGAGGGAACAAGAUCUGGAUGCCAACAGAUCCGUCAUCAACCCCGCCCCCCCAACAACAAAGUUCAAUCUGAGGGAGUUGAGCCUGAAGGAGGUGGAGGAGGUCAUUAAGGCAGCUCGAUCAUCAUCUACUCCAGGACCCAGUGGUGUACCCUACCUCGUCUACAAGCGCUGCCCAGAGCUUCUCCGGCACCUAUGGAAGACCUUAAAGGUGAUCUGGAGAAGAGGUAGAGUUGUUGACCAAUGGAGGUCUGCGGAGGGAGUGUGGAUCCCCAAAGAGGAGAACUCGAGAAACAUCGACCAGUUCCGGACAAUCUCACUGUUGAGUGUAGAAGGGAAGGUGUUUUUCAGCAUCGUCUCCAGAAGACUGACCGAGUAUCUCCUCAAGAACAACUACAUAGACCCCUCUGUCCAGAAGGGCGGAGUUCCUGGAGUCUCCGGCUGCUUGGAGCACACUGGUGUAGUUACGCAGCUCAUCAGAGAGGCUCAUGAAAACAGAGGAGACCUUGCAGUGUUGUGGUUGGAUCUGGCCAACGCCUACGGGUCUAUACCUCACAAGCUGGUCGAGCUCGCACUAGACCACCACCAUGUUCCCAGUAAGAUCAAGGACCUGAUCCUGGAUUACUACAAUAAUUUCAGGCUGAGGGUCACUUCUGGGUCAGAAACAUCAGACUGGCAUCGUUUGGGGAAAGGAAUAAUAACAGGCUGUACCAUCUCUGUUGUUCUUUUCGCCCUUGCCAUGAACAUGGUGGUCAAGUCAGCCGAGGUGGAAUGCAGAGGGCCCCUGACUAAGUCUGGUGUACGACAGCCCCCAAUAAGAGCAUACAUGGACGACCUCACCAUCACGACAACAUCGGUCCCAGGGAGCAGGUGGAUCCUACAAGGACUUGAGAAACUCAUCACCUGGGCAAGGAUGAGUUUUAAGCCCUCUAAGUCUAGGUCCAUGGUGUUGAAAAAGGGUAAGGUGACUGACAAGUUCCGGUUUUCAAUCUCAGGAACGGUCAUACCAUCCAUCACAGAGCAGCCGGUAAAGAGUUUGGGGAAGCUCUUUGACUCAAGCCUGAAAGACACCGUCGCCAUCCAGAAGUCCUCGCAACAGCUCGGCACUUGGCUCACCAAGGUUGACAAGUCUGGCCUACCUGGCAGAUUUAAAGCCUGGAUCUACCAGCAUUCCAUCCUGCCCCAAGUCCUGUGGCCACUCCUGACCUACGCAGUUCCCAUGACAACCGUGGAGUCCCUUGAAAGGAAGAUCAGUGGCUUUCUUCAGAAGUGGCUGGGUCUUCCACGCAGCCUCUCCAGCGCAGCACUGUAUGGGACAAGUAACACACUGCAGCUACCAUUCAGUGGCCUCACUGAAGAAUUCAAUGUAGCACGCACAAGAGAAGCCCUACAGUACAGGGACUCCAGGGACUGCAGAGUGUCAACAGCCGGCAUAGAGGUCAGGACAGGAAGGAAAUGGAGGGCGGACAAGGCAGUGGAAGUUGCAGAAUCACGCCUUAGACAAAAGGCACUGGUGGGCACCUUGGCGUCUGGUAGAGCAGGCUUGGGUUACUUCCCGAAGACCCAAGUUAGCAAGAUCCAGGGCAAGGAGAGACACCAUCUACUCCAGGAAGAGGUUCGAGCUGGUGUGGAGGAAGAGCGAGUGAGCAGAGCGGUAGGACUUCGGCAGCAGGGAGCCUGGACUAAGUGGGAAAGUGCGCUGCAGCGCAGGAUCACCUGGUCAAACAUCAUGCAGGCAGAUUUCCAUCGGGUCCGGUUCCUGGUGCAAGCAGUCUAUGAUGCCCUCCCAAGCCCAGCAAACCUCCACGUUUGGGGGAAGAGCGAGACACCUUCUUGCCUUCUCUGCUCUGGAAGAGGCUCCUUGGAACAUCUCCUCAGCAGCUGCCCAAAGGCCCUGGCAGAUGGCCGCUAUCGUUGGCGCCAUGACCAGGUGCUUAAGGCAGUUGCCGAAAGUGUAGCCUCAGCCAUCAGCACCAGCAAGCACCAUCAAGCUCCGAAUAGGGCAAUCCCCUUCGUGAAGGCUGGAGAGAAGCCCAACGCUCGUCCACAGACAACAAAAGGCCUCCUCCACACAGCCUCUGACUGGCAGCUGCAGGUCGACCUGGGAAAGCAGCUGAAGUUCCCAGCACACAUUGCAGCAACAUCACUCCGGCCAGACAUGAUCAUUACCUCUGAAGCUUCAAGACACCUGAUCUUGCUGGAACUUACAGUGCCCUGGGAAGAGCGCAUAGAGGAAGCUAAUGAGAGGAAACACGCCAAGUACCAGGAACUAGUGGAGGAGUGCAGGGGCAGAGGCUGGAGAACUUUCUACGAGCCCAUAGAGGUCGGCUGCAGAGGCUUUGCAGGACGUUCACUCUGCAAAGUCCUCUCUCGAUUGGGCGUGACAGGAGCAGCCAAAAAGAGGGCCAUUAAAUCCGCAAGCGAAGCCGCAGAGAAAGCUACAAGGUGGCUUUGGAUAAAGAGGGCUGAUCUGUGGGUCGCGCUGGGACGCAGGUUGGGGCUUGAUCAACCCCGGCCGGGUCACCUGGGCGAGGGUGUAUGUUGUGAGACCCGAAACACCUGCUGA
Scomber scombrus (Atlantic mackerel) is the source of this 3087-nucleotide messenger RNA. RefSeq lists its product as uncharacterized. NCBI's taxonomy places the organism in Eukaryota, Metazoa, Chordata, Actinopteri, Scombriformes, Scombridae. The record is from RefSeq and is a predicted model, not a curated record.